Molecule: messenger RNA, 903 nt
Organism: Aspergillus clavatus NRRL 1
Lineage: Eukaryota; Fungi; Ascomycota; Eurotiomycetes; Eurotiales; Aspergillaceae
Product: putative serine/threonine protein kinase
Exons: 4
Coding region: 1-903 (300 amino acids)
Biological process (GO): protein phosphorylation
Cellular component (GO): cytoplasm
Molecular function (GO): ATP binding; protein serine/threonine kinase activity
Source: RefSeq, a predicted model, not a curated record
AUGGCGGCUACACUGUUUCUUGGCCAGGUUCUGAAAGGCCAAAGAGGGCUUUACACUGUCAUGAAACAACUGCAGGAUUGUGUCUGGCUUGCUAUGAAUGAACAUCAGGAGAAAGUUAUUGCGAAGAGUGUCCGACACUUCAGAUUACAGAAUGAACAGGAUAUUUUACUUCAUUUCCAAGACCAGACGCCCUGUAUUCGCCCUCUAAUCGAAGAAUUUAGGGACUCCACUGUUCCUCCUACCCUCAUAUUAAGAUACCUGGAUGAUGAUGCUCUUCGUGCAUCGAACAAGCAGCGUCUUACUUGUCUAGAGGUGAAGUAUGUUGCAAAAAAUGUGCUGGAAGCACUUUCAGUGCUGCAUGAUAAGGGAUUUGUACAUACUGAUAUCAAACCAAGCAAUGUGUUAGUGAACUAUGGUCACAGUGAUGUCCAUUUUACAGAAGUCCAAUUAGCAGAUUUUGGAAGCACAGUUCACAUGGAGUCUCUUUAUGCACAACAUGGCGACCCUAUUGGCACGCCUAUCUUUAGAAGCCCUGAAGCUCACCUUCAAAUGACAUGGGGUACUGCAACAGACAUUUGGUCUUUUAAUGGGUUCCACAUCUUUAAGCCGGAUGUUCCUGCAGAUCAUGAUGCGUACGAUGUCAUGAUUCUCAUGAAGCAUCAUAGAUGCUUUGGGCCAUUUCUGGAAUCAUAUGAACAGAUUGCGGACCGGCAGCGACCGGCAGUCCUUAUUUGGAUCAUGCAAAACAGCCCUCCUGAGACACUGCGACCAUUUCAUCUCACCAGUACCCAAGAGAUCUGUCAGGAAGAUAAGGAAUUUGUACUAAGAGCAAUGAAGCUUGAUCCUCGGGAUAGACCGUCAGCACGGCAGCUCUUGGAAGAUGAAUGGUUUCAUCACUCUUGA